CGCCAGGUACACGUAUCGGUCGCACGAACCAUGUCUUACUUCAACAACGAGAACGCGAUGCCCCAGUCGUCCAACGCCUUCGCCAACGGCUCGGACCAGAACUGCGGUAACGUCAUCACCGACCGCCCCACCACCCGCCUCCACGCGCCCCCCGGCGGCCACAGCAGCAUCUGCUUCGGCGCCGCGCCCGAGGAUCGCGUCAGAUCCACCGUCGCCACCGCCCAGGACAAGGCGACCAACUCGCCCUCCGCGGUGCAGUCCCAGGUGUUCGGCGCGCCCUCUGCCGCGCGCUCCAACUCCUCCAACGCCUUCGCCAACGGUGCGGACCAAAACUGCGGCAACUUCAUCACCGACAGGCCCACCACCAGGCUCCACGCGCCCCCGGGGGGCCAGUCGCAGAUCUCGUUCGGCGGCGGAGACUUUGACGCCCCCGCGGUGCGACGCCCGGACACCGCCGCCUUCGCCGCCAAGGAGCGCGAGCAGGCGGGCAGCGACAUCUUCGGCGCCGGGCCCGCGCCCGUCGCCGCGGCGCCCGAGGUUUGGUCCGCCGAGGAGGAGGUUCCGCCCCCGGCGACUGUCCAGGCGACAAACGAGGACAUCAAGGCGAUGAUGCACCAGGAGCUUCGCGAGCUGUGCCGCGCGCACGGCCUCUCGCCCGCGGGCGCGAAGAACACCCUCGUCGAGCGCGUCUGCGAGGCGAUGGUGACGGGUCAGAUUAAGGUGAUGGUGGCCAACAGGGGCGUCUCCGGCGUGGCCACCGUGGGUAACAACUACAACCGCGAGCAGGGCCAAAACGUGGGCAACUUUCUCACCGGGCGCAACUCCUCCAGGGUCCUCGCGCCCCCCGGCGGAGGCUCCAGCUUCUCCCUCGGCGGCUACGGCUCCGAGCCCGCCCCGGCAUCUCACAAGAACGUGUCCCAGGCGAAGCACCACGAGAUCAUCGGCAACGACAUCUUCAGCGACGGCCACGCGGCUUCCUCCCGCGCGCUCAGCGACGCCAAGAUCGCCCAGCUCCAGGGUCACGACGUGUUCAGCGAUAGCCCCAACGCGUUCGUCCCGGGCAAGCAGGUGAGUCACGCCAAGCUGCAGAGAGAUUACCGGGGCAGCGACGUCUUCUCGGACGUCGCCGAGCCUCGCAGGCCGGGCACGGCGCUGUCCACGGCCAAGGCGAACGACAUGAGGGGCCAGGAUAUCUUCUCCGAUGGGCCCGCUCGGGAGAAGGGGGAGGUGUCGGAGGCGAGGGCCGCGGCGGUGGCGGCGAUGAGCGGCAGCGACGUGUUCAGCGACGGGCGGGACGCGAGCAGGAGGAGCGUGCAGGUGUCCAAGCCGCCGGGCGGGGGCAGCUCAAUCGUCUUCUGAGCAUCGAGACGGAGUGUGGGGGGGCAGGAUUCGAUACAUAGAUGUUUAAUAAUUUACACGGACGCAUCG
Molecule: messenger RNA, 1428 nt
Organism: Micromonas commoda
Lineage: Eukaryota; Viridiplantae; Chlorophyta; Mamiellophyceae; Mamiellales; Mamiellaceae
Exons: 3
Coding region: 31-1359 (442 amino acids)
Biological process (GO): cortical microtubule organization
Cellular component (GO): cortical microtubule, transverse to long axis
Source: RefSeq, a predicted model, not a curated record